This is a messenger RNA of Schizosaccharomyces japonicus yFS275, 5722 nucleotides long. Its product is annotated as Lid2 complex subunit. Gene Ontology annotation, cellular component: Lid2 complex; nucleus; protein-containing complex. Gene Ontology annotation, biological process: regulation of DNA-templated transcription; regulatory ncRNA-mediated heterochromatin formation; DNA-templated transcription. NCBI's taxonomy places the organism in Eukaryota, Fungi, Ascomycota, Schizosaccharomycetes, Schizosaccharomycetales, Schizosaccharomycetaceae. Gene Ontology annotation, molecular function: DNA binding; chromatin binding. The coding region runs from base 1237 to 5622 and encodes 1461 amino acids. The record is from RefSeq and is a predicted model, not a curated record. The transcript has a single exon.
CUCGGAUUUUGUAUGGCACUCGAAAAUGAAAGUGGUAACGUGGGCCUAGUGGUGGUUUGUCAACAAAAAGCCUCACUCACAAGCGAAGGAAAUAAGGUUAAAUGAAAAACACUACGCGACGCGAUGCGCCAACUCUUAUUUCCAUAUUUUAUUACAAUUUCACGAAAUGAUAUACUUAUUAACUCUCCUUAAAGAAGGUUCGUCGGAUGGUCUUGGAAAGUCUAUAGAUGGGUCAAACGACACGCCAAUGAGCCUUCGCCGACUUUCUGGAGUUUGCUUGUAAAAUUUGACAUAGCCCGUAACGAGAGCGUAAAGGGUGUGAUCACGUCCAAGACCAACAUUUGCACCAGGAUGAUAUUUUGUGCCACGCUGUCGCACGAUAAUCUGAUUUGCUCUCACGAACUGGUCUAUUUUUGUUAGUAUGCAUCCCUCGAGUUUGAAUCGUGCUUGACAACGAAUUUUGUGUUUGAAUGUGCAUCGGAAAUAGUUUAAGUUCUCACGGAGCACAUGUUUGUUAACCUACUAUGUACGAGUUUCACACCGAGCCUUCUUCCGGCUGAGUUUCGGUUAUUCUGUGUAGAACCACCUCCACGUUUUGCUGAUUGCAGGACCGCCGUAGUAGCCAGUGUUCUCGAGAGAGUAACUGUGUUAAGGAGGUUUCCGCUGUUCCAGAAAAAACACCUGCCAGAGAGCGAGGUAACUUUGUACAGCAUCACUCAAUAAAACACGAUGGUAUGUGUGCUGUGAAUAAGGCUAAGAAGACUUAAGAGACCAGUUAAAGUUAUCUUAUCUUUUCGCUUAGAUAUAAAAACAACACCUUAAAAGCUUACGAUCGGCACCACGCACAACCACCAAAUCAACAAAUAGAGAGAUAGAACAAACAAGAAAAGCGGAGUAUUAUUUACAAGGGGAGCUGCUACAAACGUGGCAAAUUCUGUUAGUCCGUAUGUUUUCUGAGAGUGCCGCCCUCGAUUCCGCCACGUUUCAAUAUCAUUCGCUACCAGCCUCCUCUAUGCCCUUCAACUCAACAUCCACACCAGGAACGCGAUGUUGCCCUGCCGCCAAUUUUGUUGACGCACAUUGCAAAAGUGAAUGUACAGUUUUAAUCCAUACAUUUUUCCAAACUAUAGUCAUGUAUAAUGUCUUUCUGAUUUUCGCGUAACCUAGUUUCAUUUUGCCAAUGUCAGCUUUUUCCUACACCUGUCAUGCUGUAGAACGUGGCAGGAACCUAUUCCUAUGAAACCAGGGAAACCGAAACGGAAAACAAAUACUGCAGAUCUUUUACGUAUAGAUGCACUCAAGCUGAAUUGCACUGAUGAAGAAUCACAGCAGAUUCCGGAGAAACGGCCGUUUGGUCUCAAGCAUGUUCCCUGUAUCAAGCUUUCAGAAAAAGAAUUGGCUGAUCCCUUCAAGGUUAUAACGAGUCAUUGGGCAGACAUAUGCAAAUAUGGAGCUAUCAAGGUAGUUCCUCCCUCAAAUUGGCGAAUUCCUGUCACUUUAGAUGCUGACGAGUUUCGUUUCCGCGCGAAACGGGAAUUCGUUCAGAGCGAAAACUUCAACCUGUCAGAGAAUGCGCAAUACUAUCAAUCUCUGAAAACGUUCCACGAAAAUAACGGACUUUUCUUCUAUCAUCCGCCUGUAAUUCAUGAGACGCCCGUUGACUUUUUGCAAUUAAGAAAUGCAAUUGGCCAUUUUGCUACCAAUGGUGCUAAUAUUAAUAUUACGGUGGUUACAAAGGUUCUACGUGAACUGUGUCUUGAAGAUAAUUCAGAAACCCGGCAACUUAUUUCUCGUACAUACGAUCGCUACAUAAAACCUUAUGAGCGAAGCCUCACUGCAAGACACUCACGCAGCAGAGAUUCGAAAGUUACACGGCUCGGUGGUUCCAUGAGCAAUUCCUCGAGCGAGAAGAGUGAUGUUAAAAUUGAGGACGAGACUGAAAUGUCGCCUUUGUUUCAGCACGGCGAGCAGUGUGAGAAUUGUCGGCUUGAGGAACGCCCGGAGGAAAUGCUUUUGUGUGAUGGUUGUGAGGCCGCAUACCACAUUUAUUGUUUGGACCCCCCUCUCAGUUCAAUACCAGAGGACGAUUGGUAUUGCCCCAUUUGCAAAUACCAUCUUCAAAAUUACGAUCCCGUAAACGGUCACUUGUGGACUCUUCGUUCCAUGUAUGAUGCUUCAGGCCCGAUAAAAGAGAGUCUUCUAAAUUAUACUGGUCCUAUUACGGAUGAUGCUCUUGAACUUAAGUUCUGGGAACUCCUUAGACAAUCGGGUUCAGGACAAAGUUCUACUCACACAGAGGGACUUAUCGAUGUUGAAUCCGUGUCUCUGCGAAGCUCCCUGCCUACUAAGGAGCUGUUUCCUCUUGAAGAAACUGUCUCCCAUCCAUGGAAUCUUCAUUCUAUCCCUUUUCAUCCUGAUAGUCUCUUCUGCUACACCGGUUGUGACACGCGUUUCCUUGCAAACACUCGGAUGCUGCUUGGUUUACCCUUGCAUUUUCAAAACUGGUCUAAGAAUUUAUACAAUACUUGUGAUAUUAAGCACCAUCGUUUCGGUGAUACCGUUAUCUGGUACAUUGUCUCGCCCAAAGACGAGCAAAAAUUUGCCCAACUUGCAUCCUCACACAUUGAAGGACUGUCUAACGUUUCUAUUGCUUUACAUCUGGAGGAGCUAUCAAAGCACGACAUUACUGUACACGUACUUGAACUUCGGGCGAAUGAAUUUAUGAUCUCUGCACCUAAUGCGUUUUAUUUUGGUCUUCAAUUAGGGUUUAGCCUUGUUGAGUCUGUUUAUGUCGGCACUUUCCACUGGCUUCGUUUUGGUUAUUUAAAAGAAUGCUUACAGCAGAUGAGGUUGGCAAAACUCGAUGCCCAAUUAUCAUAUGAACAACUUUUGUUCAAUCUGGUUGCGUUAAAAGUGUCCAAUUUUUGUGAGAAGUGGGCUGCACCAUUGCUCGAGGACGUAAUGCAAAAAGAACAGUCUUUAGAAAACGAGUUUUAUAAGCUCUACCCGGGCGCUCGGACAUAUGCAGCAACAAAGAAUGCGAUUUCGGGAACGCACUGUGUUUCUUGUGGCGUAAUUCUCUUUCGUUGCCGUGUACGUUGUGCAUGUUCUGAUGAAGACUACUGUCUUGAGGAUGCAAUUAAGAAGACCUGUUCUUGUGGUUCCACCGAUGUUGUUCUUUACAAAUCUAUUGAACUCACUCAACUUCAAAAAUGUGUAAGUGAUUUCCAGCUCCUCCCACGCAUUCCAGAGAAUUGGAUCAAUUCGUUAAAAGAUAUUCUCUCGAAUUCAGCAAAGCCGGACCUUAAUGCGUUGCAAAAGCUAUUAGACGAUGCGGAGAAGAAUAGACUAAAUUUGCCAGAGAUUACAAAUCUAAAACUUUUUGUGAAACAAGCAAACAGCUGGAUCUCUUCAGCUUGUCACUGCUUGCACAUAAGUUCGAGCAGGAAAAAGCGUACAAAGAAAAGUCCACUUACAAUUAAAUCCGAUACAAGUGGAAUGUCUUCGUCUAAUGAUUUGAAUGAAUUUUUCAAAUUAAUAGAAGGAAGUGAAACGCUUCGGUUUUCUUGUAACGUUAUCAACGAUUUGAAGAAGAAAGCUUUGUCCUUGGUUACUUUCCGAAUGAAGCUUGUUGAAGCAAUUAAUUCACCCAUAACAAAAGAAAUCUGCCAAAAGUUAAUUGAAGAGGGGGAUAACUUAGGUUUCCAAUUCCCGGAGAUUGUCGUUAUUCAUCGUUAUCUUAAUCAGCUUGAAUGGUUGGAAAUGUUUUACUCACUGAAAACGGAAUCCUCAACUCAAUUUGAUUUGGAAAAACUGAUAUCUAUGGGUAAUAAUGCCGGAAUUCCUGAGAAUAGUGACUACAUGGUAUUUGUGAAAGCUAUGAAGGGUAAGGCAGAAAUCUGGGAAAAUCAAGUACGAAAGGUUCUUUCACAAAGCAACGUUUCGUACGAAAAGCUCUCUGUAAUGCACGAUGAAGCGCUUACGCUUUGUGUGGACAAAAGCUUGUUAAGUGCUGUUCAAAAAAUGCUUUGUGAUGCCAAUGAUAUAAAAAGAAGGAUAAACUGUCUUUAUGAACAAACGAAAAAUGAAGAAUUUAGUCACAGACCCACAGCGGACGAAGUUAAACGAACUUUACUUGAGGCUGAACGGUUACCCGUUGUUUCUGAGAAUGUGACCGCCCUACAAAAGAUGUACGAUCAAGUCAUUGAAUGGAUUCGCCGUGGAAAGCGUUUAUUCGGAAAGGCUAAUGCUCCGCUGGAGAUUUUGGGACAGCAUCUGGAAUAUGUCAGGAAACGUAAUACUUCCUGCUUCUCGUUAAUUGAUCAGCCAGGUCUUCCCAUCGAACCUUCAUCGCCUGAAAAUGCAGUUUCUGGUAGCGUCAAUAUUACUGCUGCGAAGAAACGUCAUGGAGGAUAUUUCUGCUUCUGUCGUCUUCCCGAAAAUGGAGUAAUGAUAGAAUGCGAGGUCUGUCGUGAAUGGUACCAUGCAAAAUGUCUAAAAAUCUCCAAGAAAAAAAUGCGUCCUGAUGAAAAGUUUACAUGCCCUAUAUGUGAUUAUCGUGUUGAGAUACCACGCCUUUCAAAUAGACCUCGUUUGGAAGAGCUUGAGUCUUUGUGCCGCGAUGUUGAGCGUUUGCCUAUUCAACCCCGGGAGACUGCAGUUUUACGGAGUGUUGUUGGUACCGCUGUACGAUUUCGAAAUGAACUAUACGCCUUAGCGCAUAACCCCUUCGGGCUAACAAUGGCGGAGGUUCCUAUUGCUCGCUUUUUUUUGCGAAAAAUGGAAGGUGCUGAAAUACUUCUAGCUGAUGAAACCAAUUUAUUCCGACAGAAGCUUCACAACUGUGUGCCAAUUGCCCCUAAUCCUCCGCCCGUAAUAGGAGAAUCAAAAUCUACUAGAAAACCAAGACCAACAAAACGGCAACGGGAAAUUAUGCGACAAAUUGCGGAAGGAUUACUGCCACCUAGCGCCAUGUCAUCUCGUAAUUCUCAUGCCAACAAGCGUGCAAAAACUGAACAGCAUCCUCCAUCGGCUAGUCCAAGUUCCGUAAAUACUCCUGUCCCCGGUACCACAGUUAGUACUACAAAGACGGUGAAGGAGGAUUGGACCUCUUCUCUGCCAGGAAAAGAUUUGGAAGCAUCAAAAUCAGAUUGCAUAUGCAAUCAACCAUUUGAAAUUGGCGAUUUGCUAGUUUCAUGUGUCGGCUGCGAGCGUCAUUAUCAUUGUGAUUGUGUUGGUUUAAGUGCAAGCAUAGUUGACAGUAUGCGCAGUUUUGUUUGUCCUUCUUGUAUGAAAGGAAUGGGUGACGCCUAUCCUUGGCAGUUGAGACCUCGAGUUGCUGUUAAUACGGGUGAAGAGACGAAGAAAACUACUAAGCCGAGUGGUCCAAAAAAAACUGUUCAGUUGCUGCAUCUUAAAGAGAAGUCCACAAAAAUCCUAUCACCAAGAAUAAUCGGUGCGCUGGACGCGCCGUCUGUUCAUAAGUUGUCAUGCGGUGAGCAUGCCACUUUGGACAUCGGAACUAUGGUAUGUGGCAGCCUUUCUUCACCAAAAACUAACUUCGUCUUUGAAGAACUUGCUGAGAAGAACGAAGUUUUGGCUGAGCAGUUCUUAAACGUGUAAUUAAUAUGGAUGAUUACGUACUUAUUUAUCUUUUUGGGUUUUAAAUCAUUCUUUUUAGCUGAAUAAUAUAUCACACUUCGUAUAAAUAUAUAAUAAUAAU